This is a messenger RNA of Carya illinoinensis, 1937 nucleotides long. RefSeq lists its product as uncharacterized. The transcript is spliced from 13 exons. Bases 176 to 1465 code for a protein of 429 amino acids. NCBI's taxonomy places the organism in Eukaryota, Viridiplantae, Streptophyta, Magnoliopsida, Fagales, Juglandaceae. The record is from RefSeq and is a predicted model, not a curated record.
AAAUUAAAACCAAUUAUCAUUUGGCACGCCAAGAAACGAAAGAAACCCCUGUAGUGUCAGUGUUCUCUUAUCUGGCCAAGCGAUCGUGAUGAGCUAACCAGACUACUACAUGCUUCUCGCAGACAACGGCACAGCGCUUUGUUUGUUCUCCUUCUGAUCUCUCCGUCCCUCUCUCAUGGCGAUCGCAGCUGCUACUUCACUCCCCCUGGUUCCUUAUUGUGGUGCAUGUCAUGCAGAGGGGGUCUGUUGCUCAACAUCAUAUGGGAUAACAAACGGCUGCCUCAUACCUUGUUUUGAUCUUCGUAGAGUUCCCGUUCCUGCUGGCAUAAGAUGCAAGAUUCCAUUUUUCGGCUCAACUCAAUUCCAUUGGAUGUCUUCGGGACAUGAUCUUUGUCUUUCAAAAGUUUCAGUUGCUGCUGACUACCCAGAUUCUGUUCCUGAUUCUUCUAGUUACACCAGUGACAGAGCUUACCAUCCUCUUGAAGAUCUAAAAGUUUCCAGAAGAAUCCGCUACACUAAGCUUAGUUCAGCUGAAAUUGCAAGAACCACAGUCGAGGCUAACAACUUUGCUUUGCUGGUCUUUCCUGGGAUGGUACAUUGUGAACCACAUGAACAAAUUUCAUGGGCUGAAUUUCAGUAUGUUAUUGAUGACUACGGAGAUAUAUAUUUUGAAAUUUUGGAUGAUGCAAACAUCUUAGAAGAUCGUGGAGCAAGUAACCCUGUGAAUGUGUUGAUUGGAAUGGAGAUUCCAAUAUAUAAGAACAGAAACAAAGCUGGUGUACACAACAUUUCUAUUGAAGAAGGCUUUUUUGACGAUGAGGUUGUGGAUUCUGAAGGGCCUGAUAUUUCAGUGGACUGGGGAAUGCUAGAUACUUCUAGCUUGGUCCACCCUAUUUAUUUUGCUAAAUGCUUGACGAUGGCCUCUGGUAUGGAGUACAAUAAAAAAAUGGAUGAUCCGUCCAAUGGUGUUUCCAUUGUGGGCUGCCUCAGACCUGCUUUUGCUGAUGAAGAAUCAUAUAUUAGAACGCUGUUUCAUUGUGUAGAUAGUGAUGGAUACAGCUCAGACUGGAAAGAUGAAGAAUUCUCGAGCUUGAAUUCUGAAAGUGAUCAAGUCAACACUGGCUCAACUUUGUACAGGCUGGAGAUGAUGAGAAUAGAGCUAUUCUCUGUGUAUGGUGCCCAGUCUGAAGUUAGCUUGCAAGAUUUUCUAGAUGCUGAGCCUGAUGUUCUUGCACAUUCUACUCCAGCAAUUGUAGAGCGGUUUGGCGAGAUGGGUAUUAGUUGCAAUGCUGCUCUUAAAGCUCUUUGCAAAAAGAAGGGUCUGGAUGUUGAGUCAGCUCAUUUGAUUGGGGUUGACAGUCUGGGCAUUGAUGUUAGGGUUUUAUCUGGGGUGGAAGUACAAACACAUCGCUUUCCUUUCAAAGUCAAGAUGUUGCCAGACCUGAUCCUACCUAAAACUUCAUGAGGUUAAUAGGUUUCGACCAGGAUAGUAAGAGUGAUUUACUGAGUAAGGCAACUUCUGAAGUUGCAGCCGAGAAGCAGAUUCAGCAACUUCUGUUUCCCCGUUCUCGCCGCAAAAAAUUAAGAAAUCAUGGGGUUGGACUUCGGGAUGUGGAUUCAUACUAAACUCAGCUGUUUUUAGGAUCAGUCUUGAAGAUAAUGUCAGGCUUAACUUAUAUAGGAGCUCUCUCUCUAACCGUAGCCUGUCCCCUGAAAACCAUUUUCUUUUUGUUUCUUGGACUAAUGCUUUUGCAUAUUGAGUUUGUAAUGUACACAACGGUUAUGCCCCCACCCCCAUCCUCUUUGUUCCCCACCAAAUCCUCCAUCAGUUUUAUCUGUCAGAAUAAGAAUUUUAUUCCUUUUUUUGUGCAAGUCCUAGUAUACGGACUGAUUGCAGUAUAUCAAUAAAUGAUGGCUGGCUGAGCCUUCUCUCUCAA